AUGAUCCACACAAUUAUUGUGCGUCUAUUUUAUAAGGGCUUACUACACAAGCAUCACCCACAGAAUGGUGAUGACGUAGGGGAUGUCUCACUACACAAGCAUCACCCACAGAAUGAUGAUGAUGUAGGGGAUGUCUCACUACACAAGCAUCACCCACAGAAUGGUGAUGACGUAGGGGAUGUCUCACUACACAAGCGUCACCCACAGAAUGGUGAUGACGUAGGGGAUGUCUCGCUACACAAGCAUCACCCACAGAAUGGUGAUGACGUAGGGGAUGUCUCACUACACAAGCAUCACCCACAGAAUGAUGAUGACGUAGGGGAUGUCUCACUACACAAGCAUCACCCACAGAAUGGUGAUGACGUAGGGGAUUUCUCACUACACAAGCAUCACCCACAGAAUGGUGAUGACGUAGGGGAUGUCUCACUACACAAGCAUCACCCACAGAAUGGUGAUGACGUAGGGGAUGUCUCACUACACAAGCAUCACCCACAGAAUGGUGAUGACGUAGGGGAUGUCUCACUACACAAGCAUCACCCACAGAAUGGUGAUGACGUAGGGGAUGUCUCACUACACAAGCGUCACCACCAGAAUGGUGAUGACGUAGGGGAUGUCUCACUACACAAGCAUCACCCACAGAAUGGUGAUGACGUAGGGGAUGUCUCACUACACAAGCAUCACCCACAGAAUGAUGAUGACGUAGGGGAUGUCUCACUACACAAGCGUCACCACCAGAAUGGUGAUGACGUAGGGGAUGUCUCACUACACAAGCAUCACCCACAGAAUGGUGAUGACGUAGGGGAUGUCUCACUACACAAGCAUCACCCACAGAAUGAUGAUGACGUAGGGGAUGUUCAGGAAAUUGACUCUUUUAAUUAUUCUUUUUUUUUUUAA
Molecule: messenger RNA, 894 nt
Organism: Biomphalaria glabrata
Lineage: Eukaryota; Metazoa; Mollusca; Gastropoda; Planorbidae
Product: histidine-rich glycoprotein-like
Exons: 1
Coding region: 1-894 (297 amino acids)
Source: RefSeq, a predicted model, not a curated record